Pieris napi is the source of this 1364-nucleotide messenger RNA. RefSeq lists its product as uncharacterized. The coding region runs from base 452 to 1285 and encodes 277 amino acids. The record is from RefSeq and is a predicted model, not a curated record. The transcript is spliced from 5 exons. NCBI's taxonomy places the organism in Eukaryota, Metazoa, Arthropoda, Insecta, Lepidoptera, Pieridae.
UGACAGUUGAAAGUGACAAGCCUCGAUUUUGAAAAAUAAACCUUUGAAAUUUUUGAAUUAAAAACAAACAGUGUCUUAAAUAAAUUAUGGACUUAAUAUAAUAAAAAUAGAAUUAUAUGAUACUUUACUCCAUAUUUAAAAAAAAACUGAUAAAAUACAGAUUUGUAAAAAUGCUCUCAACUUUUAAAAAAGUUUUUAAAUUUAAUUCUUCGAAAAGUUCUGAAACCUCUCUUUGUACUAAGUCAUUGCUUUUUGUGAUAAUUGCUAAUGUUUUAGAAGAUGUUUUGUUUUGGAAAAAGACGUGGUUAUCAUUGUUGUUUAUCUUUUAUUUUCAUCUAUUUUUCUUGUAAGUUUAAAGUAUUGAUGAAUUCAAAAAUUUUAGGUAAAACCCUUUUUAAUAAACCCGAUUUUUUUUAGAGUGUGCUUUUUUCGUCAAUUUGAUCUAUUUCAUAUGGUAUGUGGAUUAUCUAUUUUCAUUUUCAUUAUUGACGCCUUGGAAUCAUGGCUAAGGUACAAACAUAGAACAACUUGUCUCAAGCGUUUAGCCCAACAAAGUGACAACAAUAAAUUAUCAUCUAUUUUGAUUCAAACAUACUCAUGGAUGCAGAAUCAAAUGAUUUACUUAUUGGACCUGCGUGGGAAUAAUCCUACCAAAACAUUUUUAAUAUUGGAAAUAGUUUUUGGUACAAUUUUCGUGACUGGCACAUACAUAAGUGGAUAUACAUUGAUGUACAUUUUCUUUAUGGUACUGAUGACUAUAAAUAAAACUUUGCCUCCUUUGUCGACACUAAUGAAAAAAAUUCGACAACCAGCAGAAUCUGAAUUUGAAUUGGAAGGUCUUUUGCCAGAUGCAACAGCUGCUAAUUUAGAUCUACUAUCUAUUGAAGCUGAAAUUAAACCAAUAUAUGAUGACAAACAGAGCUUAGAUUGUUGGAAACCUGAAGAUUUACCUACAGAUGAUGUAAGUGAUAGUUCAGAUAAUAGUAGUUCUCUAGUAACAAAUUUAUCCAUGGAAAAAUUGCAGACAUUAGGCAAUGGUGAAGAAUCAGACUCCAGUGAAGAUGAAUAUAUUCCCCAGGGUGUACAUCCUGAACAAUAUAGGACAUCAAUGGAGAUACAACCUGUUGGUACAUGGAGCAGUUCUGCAUUCAAUGUUAUAUCUUCCUUAGGAGGUGCUGUAGCCAAUAUUGUAUACAGUUCCAAUGAAGAGAAGAAAAGAAAAAGAGUAUCAAGUAUUGAUUCAUCUGAUGGUUUUGAAAUGGUAGAUAAAAAUGAAUUUAUGUAAAUGUAUUUUCUAGUGUUUUAAUAACUGUAUAUAUUUAUUUUUAAAGUACAAUAAAAUAGAGUGGUUUUAAAAACUAAAA